UCAUCAUCAGCCGCACAACUCGCAGCCUGGCAGCUGCAUACAAGUUGUACCAGACCUCGCAACGCAACCCAUCGACUCCAAUACAACAGGCUCUGAGCUCGGAACGCACUGCGAUUUCUCUCGACAACCGUUUCAUGCAUAGCUUUGCGACCGAUCCGUUGUGGAAGUACCUGUCAAACUCAUUGGACUGGUGUCAUCGACCGUAACGGUGGUCGUUACAACGCAGUAUGAUCUUCGAUUAUGAAGCUGAGAUGAAUCGAGUGAGCUCCGUUCAAGCGUUUGAGAUGAAAGCUCGGGGUGGUACGAGCGGCCCUUACGUGUGGGGCAUGAACGCGAAAUGGAAACAUGUGAGGACUGUCUUGGAUCCAACUUGGAGAUGUCCAUACUGUGGUUUUCUGAGCUUUGGUUACAGUGAUAUUGAGCAAUUGCAGAAAGGAGUACGCGCUGGGCGACAUUGCUGCAAUAUUGUAUUGGAAGCUGUUCGUGCAUGGCAUCGGCAUGGAACUGGAUCGCUCGAUGGAGUGCACAUCUUCGCUUGGGAGUUGGGUUAUGCUGACACAAGUGAGGAAUCCGUCGGUUGCAGCAUCCUGUUGAGAUGGCCACAUGAAGAGGGUGGGAAAGACAUCUGGACGCCCUCAUAUGACACGACCAUCAAUAUCUUCAAAUCCGGUCCAGUCAUCGAUGCGAUAGACUUUGUGUCUGGUGUUCCCUUCAUCGAACGAUCAAGGCCGUCAGGUGACAGCAGCUCUGAGCAAGCCAUCCGUUCCAUCAAGCGGUGGAUUAGCAAUUGCUCAAACCAACAUCAUCGCUACUGCUCUGUAAAGACAAAGAGCCAGCUACCCAAACGAGUCCUCGAACUCACCGAGGGUAGCUUUCAUCUCCGCGAGAAUCUGAAUAAUGAAGAGAUGUACGCUUGUCUCAGCCAUUGCUGGGGUUCGACGGGGCCGUCCUUCACGCUGACUAAGGAUACCUUCGAGCUUCUGAAAGCUGGUAUGUCAUCUGCGGAGCUCCCACGUACCUUCAGAGAAGCAAUCGAGCUGUGUUUGCGGUUAGGUAUUCGCUACCUCUGGAUUGACGCCUUAUGUAUCAUACAGCAGGAUAAAGAUGACUGGAAAGAAGCCGCUGCAACUAUGGCGAGUAUCUACGAGAAUGCCUUCGUCACCAUCGCUGCAACAAGAUCGAGCGAUAGUGAGGGUGGCUGCUUUUCUAGAUUACAAGGAUUCAGUCAAGCGACACGGUUAGAAUCAUCUGGCUUGUAUGCCUGCAAACGCCGCCCAGAUGACUUUCCACGAGCGAGCUACUCCCUUCUUUCGGAAAAGGGGCUGUGGCCGUUGCUAUGCCGUGCCUGGGUGUUUCAAGAGCGACUCCUCUCGACACGAGUUAUCCACUUCACUGACUACCAGGUGGUUUGGGAAUGCCAGUCGAUGCAAGAAUCCGAAACUGGCGACGUCAGUGACAAAUGGAUGAAAGACGACUGGAAGUUGAACAGCCGAAGUUCAUCCUCGGGACCAGUCGAAUACCCAUUCAAGUUUCCUCACAAAGAUAGCAAUCUUGCCUGGCAGCGUGCGGUCGCACAAUACUCGCAUCUCCAGCUUACAUACGUUAGUGACCGACUGCCAGCAAUCGCUGCAAUCGUCCAGCGAACUAUGAGAAUUCGGAAGGAUGAUACUUACAUUGCUGGCAUGUGGAGGAGCUCUCUACUACACGAUUCUGCAUGGCAUCGUAUUGAGCACGGCGAGAAUCUCAAACGACCCGAUAAUACAGCGCCUACAUGGUCUUGGGCGUCUGUUCCUGGAGCUGUUGGAUUCUAUGAGGUCUCCCUUCUUCCUUCAACAGAACUGCUCAACGUCCAAUACACAGCGAUUGGUCCAGCUCACGUUGGUGAAGUUUGUAAUGCGAGGGUGUCGCUGAGAGGAUUAACGCUUACCGCCGCGCUGCAGCAUGCUGGCAUCACACACCGGGGCAGCGAGCGGGACACAAUCCUUUACAAUCUGAAGCCCAGUUUGCCGACCGGUUAUGGGCAUUUAAAGCCAAUUCUGUGGAGAUUUAUACCAGAUUUCGGCUUGAGUCUAGGUGAACGGCCAGUGAACCUCGACAACUCCUUCUCUAUCCUCUUCUUGUGGCACAACUCGAAAGAACACAGGUGGUUCGGCUUGGUUCUACGACAAAUUUCAGACACCGACUAUGAGCGAAUCGGCAUAGCUGAUCUCUCGUACUUCGAUUCCCCUAUCGAACGCUUUCCUGGCAGUUCGUGCAAACGGCCGCGACUUGAAACUUGUGCAGACAUGAUCAACAAUUUGCCAGUUAAGGAGUUCAAAAUAGUGUGAGCACAACACAAAGUCUUAAAGCUUGCUUGAGGCCUUCGGCGCUCCGAUGAUCACCUGAUUCAGUGAGUACUGCGUGCGCGUUCUUGAUCAUUCACUGAAAUCAAACAGAGAGGCCGGUACACGCACACUAAGAACCUCCAUUGCC
Macroventuria anomochaeta is the source of this 2472-nucleotide messenger RNA. RefSeq names its product HET-domain-containing protein. The record is from RefSeq and is a predicted model, not a curated record. NCBI's taxonomy places the organism in Eukaryota, Fungi, Ascomycota, Dothideomycetes, Pleosporales, Didymellaceae. The coding region runs from base 228 to 2327 and encodes 699 amino acids. The transcript is spliced from 3 exons.